UCAAAGACAACAACACACACUUCAACAUCAUCUCCUCGACGCGCACGAAUCUUCCAACUCUUCACAGACAUUCAAGAUGCCUUCGGCUACGGGUGCCUCUUGGGAAAAGUACAAGAAAGAGUUCGCCGACGACGAAAUCGAAGAAAAGAAGAUCACACCUCUUUCCGAUGAGGAUAUUCAAGUAUUAAAAACCUAUGGCGCCGCACCCUACGCAGCCGCUCUCAAGAAACUAGAACAACAGAUCAAGGAGAAGCAACAGAGCGUGAAUGAGAAGAUUGGCGUCAAGGAAUCAGAUACUGGAUUAGCACCACCUCAUCUCUGGGAUGUCGCCGCCGACAGACAACGAAUGUCCGAAGAGCAGCCAUUACAGGUGGCGAGAUGCACGAAGAUCAUCCAGGACGAGAAGGAUACCGAGAAGAGCAAAUAUGUUAUUAACGUCAAGCAAAUAGCAAAGUUCGUCGUGAACCUCGGAGAGCGUGUCAGUCCUACGGAUAUCGAGGAGGGCAUGAGAGUUGGUGUCGACCGAAACAAGUACCAAAUCCUGCUACCUCUCCCACCAAAGAUCGAUGCCAGCGUUACGAUGAUGACAGUUGAGGAGAAGCCUGAUGUAACAUAUGGUGACGUUGGGGGAUGCAAAGAACAGGUGGAGAAGCUGCGUGAAGUUGUUGAGAUGCCGUUGUUAUCACCAGAGCGAUUCGUCAACCUUGGUAUCGAUCCACCAAAAGGUGCUUUACUUUAUGGUCCACCAGGAACUGGAAAGACUCUUUGCGCCCGAGCUGUUGCCAACAGAACAGACGCCACAUUCAUCCGAGUCAUUGGAAGCGAGUUGGUGCAGAAGUAUGUAGGAGAGGGUGCACGAAUGGUCCGCGAGCUUUUCGAGAUGGCACGGACGAAGAAGGCUUGCAUCAUUUUCUUCGAUGAAAUUGACGCUAUCGGAGGAGCUCGAUUUGACGAUGGUGCUGGUGGCGACAAUGAGGUUCAAAGAACGAUGUUGGAGCUGAUUACUCAACUGGACGGUUUCGAUGCUCGAGGAAACAUUAAGGUCAUGUUCGCCACCAACAGACCAUCUACUCUGGAUCCCGCCCUCAUGAGACCCGGCCGUAUCGACCGAAAGAUCGAAUUCUCCCUCCCAGAUCUCGAGGGUCGUGCAAACAUCCUGCGAAUCCACGCCAAGUCUAUGUCCGUCGAGCGAGACAUCAGAUGGGAGCUGAUCUCCCGUCUUUGCCCAAACUCGACUGGUGCUGAGCUUAGAAGUGUUUGCACGGAGGCGGGUAUGUUUGCUAUUCGUGCAAGAAGGAAGGUUGCUACCGAGAAGGAUUUCUUGAGCGCGGUCGACAAAGUCAUCAAAGGGAACUUGAAGUUCAACUCUACUGCUACUUAUAUGCAAUACAACUAGAUGGCUCGGGAAGAUGGCGGAUGUACACUAGCUGGCGCAGGUGUUCAAGGCAGCAUUAAUGAGAGCAAUUUGAGACCUGGUUCUUGAUACAAUUAGAUCCUUGACGUUGUCCAUGUGGAGAAAAAUUCCUCCUAAUCUCAGAAUCAACAGCAAA
This is a messenger RNA of Hyaloscypha bicolor E, 1550 nucleotides long. RefSeq names its product 26S proteasome subunit P45. Gene Ontology annotation, cellular component: proteasome regulatory particle, base subcomplex. Gene Ontology annotation, molecular function: ATP hydrolysis activity; proteasome-activating activity; ATP binding. Bases 77 to 1396 code for a protein of 439 amino acids. The record is from RefSeq and is a predicted model, not a curated record. NCBI's taxonomy places the organism in Eukaryota, Fungi, Ascomycota, Leotiomycetes, Helotiales, Hyaloscyphaceae. The transcript has 6 exons. Gene Ontology annotation, biological process: proteasome-mediated ubiquitin-dependent protein catabolic process.